Molecule: messenger RNA, 2947 nt
Organism: Bactrocera oleae (olive fruit fly)
Lineage: Eukaryota; Metazoa; Arthropoda; Insecta; Diptera; Tephritidae
Product: KH domain-containing, RNA-binding, signal transduction-associated protein 3
Biological process (GO): regulation of alternative mRNA splicing, via spliceosome
Cellular component (GO): nucleus
Molecular function (GO): mRNA binding
Source: RefSeq, a predicted model, not a curated record
UUUCGACGCGCAGCCAAUCAAAAUGUUGAGCAACUCUCAUAUUUUUACGCUUUGCCAAGCAAACGUUUACCAUUUUUAUACCAUAAGAGAGAAACAAUGAAAGCAUAGAUUAAACUGAAAACAAAGCGUUCAUUGUGGCAUACCGUUUGUUACCUGCGCUUCGUUGUUUCAGUAUGAACUGUCACGUAAAGCCAGGAAAGUUGUUUGUGUUCUUUGCAGAAAAAGUUUUGUUAAACAAUAUUAAAAUGGCUAGUAAUUUUAAUGAGGAAGGUGCAACACGUAAAAAUGAGGAAUAUGAAGGUCCUCGCAUUAAUGGAGUUGCUCAGAAAUUUCUAGCGGACCUGAACGAAGAACGAGAACGCCUAGGUAGCGAAUUUCCUUUAUGUGUUCAGGUUAUUGACGAAGCAAUUGAACGAGUUUAUACGACUGGUCGAAUACCAGGCACAGAAUACCUAGCUGAUGUGUAUAAACAAAAACCAAUGAAGAUUACUCAAAAAGUGUUCGUUCCUGUUAAGCAGUAUCCCAAGUUCAACUUUACAGGAAAAUUAUUGGGACCGAAGGGUAAUUCAUUAAGGCGUUUGCAUGAAGAGACGCAGUGUAAGAUUAUUAUAAAAGGCCGUGGCUCAAUGCGGGACCGUAAUAAGGAAGAAGAACUAAGACAAUCAGGUGAUCCACAACAUGCGCAUCUAAAUAGGGAUCUCUUCAUAGAAAUAAGCACUGUAGCAACUCCAGCUGAGGCCCAUGCACGAAUAGCUUACGCUUUAGCUGAAAUACGUAAAUAUCUUGUACCAGAUAAGAACGAUGAAGUUUCGCAAGAACAACUACGAGAACUUAUGGAAAUAGAUCCAAAAUCGGCUGAAACAUAUUCAAAAACGGUGCUUAAUAAGUUUUCGACUGGUGAAGGUGCAUCUAAAUUUUUAAAUCUAAUUAAACACCACAGUGCUCCGCCAGAGAGUUUAGAGGAACAGUAUGAAGAAAUAAUAGAAUAUCAACCUCGAAUCCCAAAGCGUACUAUUCCAACUCCAUAUAUAAAAGUGCCUAUAAAACGACCACCAACUACUGUUAUUGGAUCUGGAUUUAAGCGUACACGCGAGACCGCAGUCAAACCUUAUAAACCAAUAUAUCAAAGUAUUAUUAGGAAAUACAAAUAAAAUUAUGACGGUAUAAAACCUUUCUGAAUCAAAUAUUGUAAUCAUAACUAACUACUACACAAAAAAUAAUAUAAAAUUCAAACAUAAUAUCAAUAUUAUAUUAAUCACUAAAUUUUCGCAAUAAACUGAAUAUUGAAUGAAACUAUUGUAAUUUUAUGUCGUCUAGAAUUUGUGUGCAAAUAAUAAUAAAGAACAAUACAAUUAAUAAUAGUUUACAUUUUAUCUGAAUAACUUAACAAAGUUUAUAAUAUUAAAAAAAUAUUCAAAUAAUACAUAAUACUUUUACUUUAAUCAUGUUAAUAUGUUUACUGAAAUAAUAUAAAAAGUUUCAAAAUGUAAAAUUGGCCAAAUUAUAAUCUAAUAAUAUGUUAAAACAAAAAAUUUGUGUGAAACAUAAUGUCUCAUAACCCAAUACAUUACAAUUAAUAGAUAGUAACAAAAUUUGGGACUUGAAAAUUCUAUAAUUUAGUAACAUAAGAGUUGGAAUAACUAUACUUACUUAUCUAUGUAUCAAUAUUGCUUUCUACUUAUUUAUAAAAAAUUUGGUUAAUUAAUUUUGAGAAAAGAUGCAUGAUAGCCAACAUAUGUAGGAUUUAACAAAAAUAAUGAAAAAAUAUAGUACUAGUAGCGUGUUGGGCCACAGGAAUCCCCCUAAGCACCUAUAAAAGCUGUAGAAAUAUAUCUUAAAUCAUCAACAAGUUUUACGAAUGUGUUCGCCCUAUCUAACGUCAUCGAUGAAUAAAGAUAGGACAAAAAAGUUUUGACACACAACUCAAUAGGAGAAUGGAACACUAUGGUAUACUAACAAACAUAAAAACUUUAUUCGAUUUACUUUUGUGCCAAUCCAGUAUGGUAAAGUACGUAAUUAUUUUACAAAUGCCCAACGAAAGCUUUUUGAACGAUAAUAAUUCAUAGCUUUGUUUGUUUGUUCUAUUUAAACCACAACAACAAAUUAUUUAUAAAGUUUGUAGUAAAUUCAGGUUAAUAACGAAAAUUAUAGGCUUGGGAUCAUAGUAGAGUAUAUACUGAGCUUCAGAUAUUCUUUUUUUUUAUGGAACGUAUGUUGGAUCUAUGUGGAAAACUCGUUUGAAACUAUUUUGAAGUUUACACGGUGCAAGUACUUUUUACUAUCUGUGUUGCUCAAAUAUUCAUCUACAAUGAAAAUACAAUAACUGGGAAUGUUAUACAUUUAAAUACUUACAUAAUCGUCAUAUGUGAAUAUAUAACUUCAUUGAAAAUUGUUGUGAAUUGAAUAAUUAAAAUGGUAUAAUUACUACGUUUGCACAGUAAUGAUAUUUUACUGUUGAAGUGUUAUUUGCAACACUAGCAAAUGUUUAACUGCAAUAUCUAAAAUUUAUAUUUUAAUCACUACAAAAUGGUUGAAUCCGUUAAUAAUUUAAGAGGUAAAAACAUAUUUACAUCAUAUUUUUCUCUAAUUUAAAAUAGAAUUGGGAGCAUCAAUACAUCCCCGACGAUGUUUCGUAUCUGUUUUGAUAUUUGAAUGCACCUCUCAGCUAAACCCCAGUUGAAUAGAGUCAACAAUUUGGAUCGUGUCCUUGCAAUGAAAGAUAACCUACUUGGAUAAAUAAUUAAACAAUGCGGAUAUUAAACAAUCCGGUCAUCUAUUACAAAUAAUUAAAGAGCAUAUAACCAAAGAAUAUCGAACUUGGACCUCCAAAGAUCUUAUCAAGUGUCGGCUUAAAAAAAAUUGGUUAGUAAACCUACUGAAUCUUGAAACUGUGAAUCCAAAUUAUGUUGUCGACGAAUAUGAAUAAAUCAUGUCAAUUCCUGUUAAA